AUGAGAAUCAUGAGUGAAACAGGGCACACUGUACAAGUCACUAACCUCUCGAGCAGAGUAUCUGAAAGUGAUCUUCAUGAGUUCUUUUCGUUCUCUGGUCCUAUUGAGCACAUAGAACUUAUCAGAUCAGAAGAUUAUGGUGCCACUGCUUAUGUGACAUUCAAGGAACGCUUUGCCUUGGAAACUGCAGUAUUGCUCAGUGGGGCUACCAUUGUGGAUCAGCCGGUAUGCAUAACUUAUUGGGGACAACCUGAGGAGACUUUUAAUUUCUGGGACAGGCCAACUUGGGAGACCGAAGAGGAAAUCGAAUACAGGAACUACCAAACAUGCCAGUACAACACUACUCCGCAGGAAGCUUUUACAGUGGCUCAAGAUAUCAUGAAGACGAUGCUAGCAAAGGGGUACGUGCUCAGCAAGGAUGCUUUGGCUAAGGCUAAAGCCUUUGAUGAGUCCUAUGGAUUAACAGCUGCAGCUGCAGCCAGGGCUGCAGAGCUGAGCAAGAGAAUCGGUUUAACUGACAGGGUCAAUGCCGGUGUUGGUGCGAUGCGAUCAGUCGACGAGACAUAUCGCGUUACAGAGACAACCAAGACGGUUGCUACUGCCACUGGAAGAACGGCAGCUAAGGUGGUAAAUGGCAUCGUCACCAGCAGCUACUUCUCUGCAGGAGCCAUGAUGUUGUCUGAUGCUCUUACUAGGGCUGCCAAGGCCGCAGCAGAUCUGGCCGCACAUGGUAGGCAGAGUUAA
This is a messenger RNA of Miscanthus lutarioriparius, 744 nucleotides long. NCBI's taxonomy places the organism in Eukaryota, Viridiplantae, Streptophyta, Magnoliopsida, Poales, Poaceae. The record is from the annotation of a GenBank genome assembly.